This is a messenger RNA of Oryzias latipes (Japanese medaka), 1116 nucleotides long. It is a transcript of the gene fbxo48, whose product is annotated as F-box protein 48. The record is from RefSeq and is a predicted model, not a curated record. Gene Ontology annotation, cellular component: cytoplasm; SCF ubiquitin ligase complex. Gene Ontology annotation, biological process: SCF-dependent proteasomal ubiquitin-dependent protein catabolic process. Gene Ontology annotation, molecular function: protein binding. Lineage: Eukaryota; Metazoa; Chordata; Actinopteri; Beloniformes; Adrianichthyidae.
UUUGGUUUUUUGACAGUGAGGCCUUUCUACGCAUGCGCGUGGUUUAAAUUCACGAUGACGUCACGUCUGUGUACAAACAACCGUUGGGACAUUUAAACAGUCAGCUGUCGGGAUCAAACCCCGUGUCCUGUCCGCGCUUGAUUACUGCGUCCCUGUGGUUCAGCGUCUCGGGAAAGAACCCGAUUCCGUUUCUGCUCGGAGUUCAGACCGGAACCGGCGGCGUUUGUCUGCUAGCUGCUCUCCCCCAAAACACUCGUUUAGACGGAGGUGGGGGUGGGGUCCCGGUGGGGGGUCCCGCUUGAGCCCUGAUCCGGUUCUGAGGCUUCGGUCACGUGCGCCUCCCGCCCCCACGUCCGAGGCUCAGGUGCCAAACAGAGAGCAGGUAGGACUUCUGUCUUCAGCACCUGUGACGUUUUUGAAACGUGACCGGAAGUGAGGCCACAUGAAAAGGUUCUGAAGGCCGAUCCGGAUCCCGGACUGCUGUGGACCCCUGAGGAGCAGACCAGUCGCCCCCUCCCCCUCCCCCCUUAUGAUGCAGGAUGAACCUGCAGAGACUCCGCCCCCACACCCGAUGGAAGGAAGCCCCACCCUGAUGGCAGCCCCCCCCGAACGCCCCCCUCUGAACUUUGUGGAGGCGCUUCCUCUGGAGAUGAGCGUGCGGAUCUUCAGCCAGCUGGACGCUGACAGCCUGUGCCGCGCCUCGCAGACCUGCCGGCUGUGGCACGCCGUCAUCCAGCAGAGCGAGCAGCUGUGGAGGGGGCAGGGCCUGGUGGUGCGCGCCGUCUGCCAGAGGGAGGUGGACCGCGACAGGAGCCACGGCCAUUCCUGGAAGGUCACCGUGGUCAGGAACUACGCCCGCAGCCGCCUGAAGGCCGACUGGCUGACGGGGCGCUACAGUCACGUGCGCUCUGUGGCGGAGCUGCGUGGCAGGAGGAUGACGCCGCUGGACGCAGAGACGUGGGGGGAGAUCCUUCAGGCUGAGCUGGACAGAUGACCCCCCCACCCCAACCCCAACCCUCCACCCCCACAAGAACUUGGAAUGAGACUGUAAAUGAUCCAGACCUGAGUAUGACAGAAAACACCAAUUUUAUUACAAAAUAAAAGUUUUCUCUGGAA